This is a messenger RNA of Leptinotarsa decemlineata (Colorado potato beetle), 1687 nucleotides long. RefSeq names its product Myosin binding subunit (gene Mbs). Gene Ontology annotation, cellular component: cytoplasm. Gene Ontology annotation, molecular function: phosphatase regulator activity; protein kinase binding; enzyme inhibitor activity. NCBI's taxonomy places the organism in Eukaryota, Metazoa, Arthropoda, Insecta, Coleoptera, Chrysomelidae. Gene Ontology annotation, biological process: signal transduction. The record is from RefSeq and is a predicted model, not a curated record.
UUGUAGUGGGACUUGAAUAGCUGGUCGCGGUCUGUUUGUGUUUAGUUUCACGUGCAAGCGUUCCCGGCGUCAUUUUCAGAUAAAUACUCCACGAACAUCUGGUUAAAUAUCGGUGUUUUCAUUUUUAAUGUUAUUGUUGUGAAGUUCCGUCGACGACAUGUACAACAAGCAACCAGUAACUCCGACGAGGCACAGAUCCUCUUCGUCGGCCAGAAGCACCGGGUCCUCCUACAACAACAGACCGAGAAGUUUGGGACACUACACGAGCCCCUACAGCUCGCCCUAUUCGAAUUCGACCAACCCCUAUUCGUCUUUCGGCAACUACAACGGUUACGGCUCGAAUUACCAGAGCCCCUAUUUUCCGAACGGGUACAGGGGUAGUACUACCAGUUCCGGAGGAUACGCUAGCCUGAAGAUUCCCGCCAAGGCCCUUUUGAAUUUGGCGACGUCGAGUUAUGCGAAAAAGUACGACUCUGGAAACGAUGGCACUAACGGAUCUCACGUUUCCAGGAGGGAUUUGUCGCGAGGGGGUAGUUAUAGGGAGAGGUCAGUGUCGAGGUCGCGAAGUUCGUUGCCGUCCAGCGGUAUGGGAUCGAAGUCCAUAAGUUUGACCUCGUUGAAUUCUGAAGGAUAUGUCAGUGGAACAGACAGAAGCAGCAGAUCCAGGAUAAGUAGUACCUCCGACAUUCGAAACGAAAAUGGAGAAAUUGACUAUAAAAAGUUGUAUGAACAGCAACUAGUCGAGAAUGAAAGACUCAAGGACAAAUUAAGGAAAUCGGACGAAGAAUUGAGGGAAACUAAACAGACUUUGGAAAAAAUCAAUCUGGUUACCAGUAAAAACUCGUUAUCCGAACUGGAAAAACGCGAAAGAAGAGCCAUGGAACGAAAACUAAGCGAAAUGGAAGAGGAGCUAAAGAACUUGGAUAAUUUAAGAACCGAAAACCAGAGGUUGAAAGAUGAGAACGGUGCUCUGAUCAGAGUGAUCAGUAAACUGUCUAAGUAGCAUAGAUUUUAGCUGUUAAAUUUCAGUGCAUUUUAUGUUGGAUGACUUUGAUAAUUUAUUUGUUAGAAUAAUUGAAAAAUUACAUAGGAACGAAUUUCGUCAAGUUUUUUACAACUGAGUAUUAUUGUUUGUAUUUAUUAAUUAUUGACAUAUAAGUAUGUAGUGUAUAUGAAUAAUUAGGUGCGUAAAAUAUGUUGAAUUUAAAAAGUUUCUUGUUACGUAUUUUCCUUUCUCUAAUGUGUGAUAUAACUGCUUAAAUUAGUACUGUCAUUGCCAUUUUAGUUAUAUUUAACCUACCUAAAUUACUUUUUACUUACAUUAUACUUACGUUUUUAAAGGUAGACUUUGUAUUUUAUAUAUAGAUGAGUAGAUGGAUACUGUAAGCUUCAUAACCUCUCUGUUUUUAUUACGAAAAAUAUGUUACACAUAUGUGAGCUGUUCAAAAUAUAUUUUUGUAAAAUGAAAUUGUACUUAGUUUAUACUAAAUGUAACAUAUUUAUUUUCAAACUAAUAUAUUUGUUCUAAUCUUCGUCUUGAAAUUGUAACUGAUUUUAAAGAAAUAUUUAUUGUCUUCAUGUGUUGAAAAUCAUUUGUCAUUGUAUUAUACUUCGAAAGAAAAUUCAUUAAAUCUAGUCCAAAGAAACAUUGUGACUCUAACUUCUGAAAUAUAGGCAUGUAUCGUUG